Messenger RNA from Cynara cardunculus var. scolymus (artichoke), 681 nucleotides. RefSeq lists its product as uncharacterized. Bases 1 to 681 code for a protein of 226 amino acids. NCBI's taxonomy places the organism in Eukaryota, Viridiplantae, Streptophyta, Magnoliopsida, Asterales, Asteraceae. The record is from RefSeq and is a predicted model, not a curated record. The transcript has a single exon.
AUGCCUAGCUAUGUUAAAUUUUUGAAAGACAUACUCAAUAAAAAGAGAAGACUGAGUGAAUUUGAGACCGUGUCUUUGACAAAGGAAUGUAAUGCCCUUUUUACUUGCAAAAUUCCCCCAAAAUUAAAAGACCGGAGAAGUUUCACCAUCCCGUGUUUAAUUGGAGGAAAAGAAGUAGGUCAUGCCUUGUGUGACCUUGGGGCAAGUAUAAAUCUCAUGUCUUUGUCCAUUUUUAAUCAGUUGGGAGUUGGGGAAGUUCGACCUACCACCAUGACUUUGCAACUAGCGGAUAGGUCCUUGGCAUAUCCAAAAGGAAAAAUUGAAGACAUUUUGGUAAAAGUGGACAAAUUCAUCUUUCCAGCCGACUUUCUAGUGUUAGAUUAUGAAGCCGAUAGGAAUGUUCCGAUCAUCUUAGGAAGACCCUUUCUUGCUACGGGUAGAACAUUGAUUGACGUACAAAAGGGAGAGUUGACCAUAAGAGUGAACGACCAGCAGGUGACUUUCAAUGUGUUUAAAACUCUUAAGUUCAAUGGGAAAAUUGAAGACUGUUCAUCUAUUUACUCAGUAGGUGAAGAUUUAGAUCUAAGUUUGAUCGACUGUGUCCACAGUGGAGACAUUGUGGGCAUGGCAGAAGACAUUUGUGAAGAAGACUUACUUGAGGACAUAGCUGCCUUUGAAUAG